UCGCUGCACGUGGAUUAGUCUGUUCUGCUAUGAGAGUCUGAGCCCGAGCAUCGGAGAGUGGAGUGGAAACAGGAAGAGGAGGCGAGGGGAAGAGAGGAGAUAGAGGAGAGGACCGGGUUAGACAAGGUGGCGAGGAGUGAAAGGGAGGAAAAGGGGAGCAGGAGGGCUCCAGAGACAAAGAGGAGAAAAGGAGUCUUUUACAGGGCCUGAAGAGUUCUUUUCUCGACUGACGGCGUCUCUGAAUUCGGACCAGAGGGUCUGUCUGCCCCCCUUCUCUCUUGGCAGUCACUGCAAGAUUGCCCCUUGCUCUCAGGUGUGAAGUGGAGGGCCUCCAAAACACGGACCAAGACUGGCUGCAUGUAUCACCCAGCAGAGCUCUACUCUGGCCGGAACACAUGGGACUCCUAUCCAGCUGGAGGUCCUAACAGAGGACAGUGGGGGCCUGCUAACGCCCGUCCCUGGAACCACACACAAAGAUGCGUACAAGGACGCGAUCAGUCCCAUCAUUCACUGACUGAUCGUCUUUUCAUCAGGGGGGACAGAGCAGUCAGCCAUGCGCAGGACAAGGGAAUCUCAAAGGGUCAUCGGCACCCACCUCGAAUCUGGGAAGGCAAGGGAUCGGAAUACGAGGCUCAGAACUGGCAUCCCAACUCCACGCGUCCUUUCAAGAAUCAAGCGGGGAGUAGCAACGGCUACAUAACAGGAGCAGGACAACGCUAUGCAGAUUGGGACAGCAAUCCGGGAGGUCCUCGCCCGAACCGCAACAACAGGGAGCCCCCGUCCCAGCAGGACAGAUGGGAUUCGUACGACUGCCGAAGAAACUUCCCAGGAAGAAUGGUGAACAACAGACCGGGACCCUGGAAACGGCCAGCUUUCCACCAGCGACACAGUCCACCCCCACAGCACCAUUCGUCUCCACGGGAAGCAUGUCCUGCCAAGAGGAGAAGGGACUCGGACCCAGAUCAGCCAUCUCAUUUUGGAUCAAGGAACUUGCCCACACCUGCCCGUCCAACGUCCCCCCCUCGCCACUAUCGCUGCAGCCAAGACGGCCGGCAGAGUCUUCACAACAGAGCAGGCUCCUAUCACUUCUUUGACCACAGAACCUCAGCAGCUCAGCUGCAGGAGACUGCAAAGCUGCGAACGGGAGGCCAAGGCUUUGGGAACUUUGAAGCUCCAAACCAGAGCUGCAGCGGCAGGUUAACGCAUCACGGCAACAGAGGGAGGGUCGAGCGGAAGAGCCCACCUUCACCAGCAGACCACACCCGUGUGCCUUACAGCCAGCAGAACCAUCAUAACCACCAUCAGAGGCACCCAAGCCAUCCCAGAGACGCACAGCACAGCGCCCCGCCCUGUCCCCCGGAGGACAAGGACUUGUGGAACCAUCACCACCGACAAAGCACAGAAAUUCACCCAAAAAGAAACUCAAAGGAUCCAUCUCUCCCCAAGAACUCUGGGUCGGAGUUUUCUCCCUUUUCUUCUCCAAGAGAUGGAAGCCCUGCUCCCAGCAGCCCAGUUGUUUCCUCCAGUCCUUCUUGUCCCACGACCAGCAGCAGAAAAUACCUGUCUGACAUCACACCAUGCCGUCCCAGCCUCAGCGAACAACAAACAUCUCAACCCAGCCCCAGUCGAAGCCCCAGCCUGGCGUCAAACGCUGGUUCAAAAUCCAAAUCUUCAGAGCCCAAAAGCAAGAAGACAUUUUCAAGUUCUCGACCGAACAAGCUUGAGAAGGACAUAGAGGAGCUCAAAAAACCAGAGCUCAAACAAAGUGACAAGUUGGUGAAAAAAGAAAAAAAGAGUGACCUUAAAAGGACAAACAGGAAGGAAAAGGAAAGGAGGAGGAGAAAAAAACUAGAGAAAAGACUAAGUGAGAAGAAAGAAAAAGAGAAAUCAAUGAAGAGAGAGCAAAAGCUAGCUUUGAGGAAUAAAGUGGGAGAGAAAGAGUCUUCUUCUGGACUGCCGGUCUUUAAACACAAUCACCGGCAGACAGAACCUCCUCAACCCAACUGUGGUCUCCAGCAGAAGACCUCAAAACCGAAAAACGGCCCCCUUCCAGAGAAGGAUCCUCGCCCCAACAACUCCAGCAAAAUCCCCUCCCAGUCCGACAAUGAGCCAAAAAUUAAGGUCCCGUCCCUCCUUUGUAAAGACGUAGCACCAGUUAGUGCAGACAGUAGUUUGGAGAAAAUCCCUCAAAGCAAAGAAGGAGUGCGGAUUGGAGGUCUGGGUGCGCCGGACCUUCAGCCCGUUCCUGUGCUGGGGAGUUCUGCAGAACCCGGGGAGAGCCUGGCCAACACUCCUCCUGUGCUCAGCUGGCAGGGCUCGCCGGUGUCCGACCUGGAAGAAGACGAAGAGGAGCUUGAAAAGGGCGUGAUGAGCAGACCCGUCCUGCAGCCCAGCCCCACCCAUUGCUCCUCCCCAAGCAAGGACGAGAAGGUGGAGGUAGCGCCGGAAGACGACCCCAACGACUGCACCGCUGAGCUCCAGGAGGUGCCCAGCGCUGUCAAAGAGGUUAAAAAAGAGGACGACGAGGAGAAUAGCAAGAGAACGCUUCUGAGUGAGCUCCACCAACAUAAAAAUGGUUUGGACGACGUUUUCAAGAACCUCGCCAACUUCCUGGGAGGCCAGAGGGUCACGUGUAGAGGCGGUCCGUUCGGUGGAGCACAGGGACGAGGAGCCAAGUUCUCAUCCACCCUAGUGCCAAAGAUUAACGGGCAGGAGAAUCAGGAUCUCGCCCGAAAACCCUCCCCCACAUCCUCUUCUGACUCCAGUAAUCAGUCGCCGCCAAACACUACCUCAGACUCACACCUGAAAAGCUACUGUCUGCCAUAUUUAAGUGAGCCUGUCACUGGAAUCAAGGAAAAGCUGAGAGACACUGACAUGGACGCCAAGAUGAGCCCGGAGGAGAUAGACGCCAAGAAAAUGCGAGUCAACUCGUCCCUGCUAGAGGAGUCUUUGAGUGCAGAGCUAAGAGUGACCACAACACAUACGGCGUCCCUAACCGGCGUCAUCACCGUCACCACUAAAGAAGAGAGGAAAAACAGAGCGAAACCGGGAAGCACGGCCACAAACAGGAAGAAAAAGGCCAAGAGCGGAGGACGGGAGGCCAAGAUUAAGACAAAACAUGAGCAACACAAGACUAAGCAGAUAAAGAAUUUGAAAAUGAAGAACGUUCUGUCCCCAGUUAACGCUCCAAAGUCCUCCAAACCUCUUGUGAAAGACAAAAACAGCCAGAUUCCUCAGGAAAAUCAAAACCCACAUGGCACAUCGAAGACUUACAGAGCUGAUGAAAAAAUGGCUGCGGAUAAGAAGACGGUUGGAGAAUCAGAGAAGAAGAAGAUGAAGUCGACUUUGGACACCUCGGAAUCGGGCUCUCCGUCAUCGUCCAGUAGAGGUCUCACGUCAGCAGCUCCAAUGGAUCCCUUGAAACUCAAAGCAGCGUCUAUGGGCUUGUUGAAGGAGCUGAAGAUCGUCCUGGUUAAAAUGAAAAACAACGGAAGGCAAACCUUCCAGGUAUCGGAGCUGGAGGAGCGAAAAAUCCCGCUUUCCAAGAUCAGUAUUGAAAACACAGCAAGUGAACUGGUCAGAGCGUGCAGGGGGGCAGACGUGAAGGGGAAAUUCAAGGAGUCGUAUCUGCUUCCCGGCCUCACGGUUAAGCCCAUAUUUGCCAUCAAGACGCUGAUCCCUCGAGAAAAGCUGAACCCUCCAACGCCAAGCAUUUAUCUGGAGAGCAAGAGAGACGCAUUUUCCCCAAUUCUGCUUCAGUUCUGCACCGAUCCCAAAAAUCCUGUUACUGUCAUCCGAGGGCUUGCUGGCUCCCUCCGCCUUAAUCUCGGUCUGUUCUCCACCAAAUCUCUGGUGGAGGCUAAUUCGGAUCACGCCGUGGAGGUGAGGACUCAGGUUCAGCAACCCGCUGAUGAGAACUGGAACACCAGCUGCUCGGUGCAGACGUGGCCCUGUGAAAGCAGCCGCUCGCACACCACCAUUUCCAAGUACGCCCAAUACCAGGCUUCCAGCUUCCAGGAGAGCCUGCAGGAGGAGAAAGGGAGUGAGAGUGAAGAAGAAGAGGAGGAGACGGUGAAGGCUGCUCUAACACUCACCAUCUGUAAGGGCAACCCCCCUUCAGUGACCAAUAAGGACAGCCCCGCCGCUCACAUGACCAGCACGCCCAGCCUCUUCUCUGACCAGAAAACGAGCAGGAAGAUCAUUAAAUUUGGAACCAAUAUCGAUCUCUCUGACCCGAAAAGGUGGAAGGCUCAGUUGCAGGAGCUGCUGAAGCUGCCAGCUUUCAUGAGAGUGGAAUCGAACAACAACAUGCUGAGUCUGGUGGGACAAACCAUCCUGGGCAUGAACACCGUUCAGCUGUACAUGAAGGUGCCAGGCAGCCGCACGCCAGGUCAUCAGGAGAACAACAACUUCUGCUCCGUCAACAUUAACAUCGGACCCGGCGACUGCGAGUGGUUUGCGGUCCAUGAAAACUACUGGGAGACGAUCAACAAAUUCUGUGAAAAGCAUGGAGUGGACUACCUCACAGGGUCCUGGUGGCCCGUACUUGAGGAUCUCUACAGCUCCAACAUCCCGGUUUACCGCUUCAUCCAGAGACCCGGGGACCUGGUUUGGAUCAAUGCAGGGACAGUUCACUGGGUUCAGGCUGUCGGCUGGUGCAACAACAUCGCCUGGAAUGUAGGACCGCUCAACUCGUACCAAUAUCAACUGGCCCUGGAGCGCUUUGAGUGGAACGAGGUGAAAAAGGUCAAGUCAAUAGUUCCCAUGAUCCACGUUUCAUGGAAUGUGGCUCGCUCGGUCAAGAUCACCGAUGAGGACACCUUCAAGAUGAUAAAACAUUGCCUGAUGCAGUCCAUCAAGCACAUCCAGAUUCUGAGGGAGCAGCUGGUGGCUGCCGGAAAGAAGAUCUGCUACCAGCCCCGGGUGAAGGACGAACCAGCCUACUACUGCAACGAAUGUGACGUGGAGGUGUUCAACCUGCUGUUUGUGACCACUGAGAGCAGCAGUAAGAGGACCUACGUGGUGCACUGUGAGGACUGUGCUCGAGCCAAAAGCUCUUCUCUGGCGAGCGUCGUGGUGCUAGAACAAUACCGGACGGAUGAUCUGAUGAGAAUCUACGACAAUUUUGUGCUGACUCCUCCCCCCGUGUCUAAGUGAGAGCCUCCAGCGUCACACGCCUCUCAGCCAUAAACCAAAACUCUAACGGCAGCACAAGCGUUGCGCUCUAAGGUUCUCCCCGUUCCUGCAAACACUCUUCUCAAUCAGCCGAUCCCGUUUACAUCUCACAUUCUGGUGCGGAGACUCAGCCGGUCCGGCCGCAGCUCACUGUCUUCCCCGUUCCAGCUGCGGUUCGGACGCCUGUUUCCAACUGACCGGUUCCCCUCAACCGACAAAUAUCAGGUCAAAUACUGUAUGUUCAACGGACACUGCUGUGAUUCAGAAGCAUCGAGUAGCUGGUUCUGUGUGUCGAUUCAGGUACUUUUAUGCAAAUUCAGUAGAACUUUUUAAUAUUGAUAUUAUUAUGACACCAAUCUAGUUAUUCUACAUGUCCAUUGGUCCGCUGUGAUUCUAACGUACCAGCAGGGGAAUCGCUUCACACAGAAGUAGCUGAUUGUCACCGUUAGCAUCGUAAUGGUUCAUGUUUUUUAUUGGUUUGUUUUUUACAUAUUCAGGUAACUCUGACAUUUUGUAACUCCUGUCUGUAAACUCUUUGAGGUGCUAAUCUAAUCUUAUUUAUUCUUCUUAAAGAAAAAAAAAGUUUUACCAGCCUAAAAGUACACCACAUUGGCCUUGUGAACUGUAUUUAGAGGAGAUCAAAUACACAAAUGAGGUUUUAUGUUUGUAUUAGUAGAAAAAAAAAAGAAUUGAAAACCUUUUGUCAGAUUCUCUGAAAUACGGGUGACCUAAAGGACUCAAAUUCUUAGUUGGAAAUCAAGUAUUUAAGGAGACAAACAUGUUUUUGGUGUCCAGCAAAGUGAUGUUAAAUGUGGUUUGUAUGGUACACAAAGAAAACAGACGUACACACGUGUCAUUUUUACUCUUAAAUGGGGAAAAGCAUCCCGACUUUAUACCUCUUUGUUUUGCAGUGGUCAUAAUUCUAGACGACAAAACGACAGAAGAAGAUUACAGUCAUGGAGAAAACGACUGGGAGGAAAUUGUGAUUUUUCUGAAUAGAAGAGAUUUCUGACAAAAAAAUAACAAUUCUAGGAAUUCAAGGUUCAAACUCUAACUUUAAUCUCAAAAUUUAAGGGAAAAAAGUCGUUUCUGAUUUAAUCUGAGAAUUUUAGGGGAAGUAACAUCAAGGGGAAGUCAUUACUGCUGUAGAUAUCCGAACUUCUGAAAAGUCUGAAUGAAUGUUGAGUAAAAGUGACGCAUUAAUCCCAGAAUAUCAGAAAAUGACCUUAAUCACAAAAUUUUGGAAAACAAAAUUGGGAAUAUAACUUUGGUUGUAGGUUUUUGAUGAUUAUUUUUAAGAAAUUGACUUUAAUCUCUGAAUUCUGGAAACAAGUAAAAAAAAAUGGACUUUGGUUUUAGAUUUCUUUGGAAAAAUGGUCAAAAAUCGACCUAAAUCCAAUCAUUUAGUUUAGGUUUGAAUUCUUUUAGCCCAAUUAUCAGAAAAAUAAAAUAAAUCCAACAAUAUUUUGGGAAAAAUUUUAAAUGUAUCUUACAUUUUUAGAUCUCUUUAGUAAAAGUGUUAAAAAUGUACUUUAAUUCUGGAGUUUUGGGGGAAAAACAUUAAAAUUCAACUUCAGUUUUAGGUUUUUGAGGAAAAUCUUUUAGAAAUUUACCUUAAUCCAAGGAUGAAAAAAAAUGGAAAUCUAACAUAUGUUUGAGAUUUUUUUUUAGAAAAAAUUGUAAGAAAUUUACCGUAAACUUUAAAUUAAAAAAAAUAAUUUUUUGAAAACUUUGGGAUUUCUUUGUAAAAAAGGUCGAAUUGAUAUUUUAAUCCAAGAAUUUUGGGAAAAUAUUUUAGAAAUCUAACUUUGGUUUUAGGUUUUUGAGGAAAUUUUGUAAGAAAUUGACCUUAAAAUUGAAGUUUUAGAAAAAUGUUAAUGAAUAAAAUCUAACUUUGAUUUUUGAAAUUUUGGAAAAUAGUUGGAAAUCAAUUUCGAAUCCAAAAACUUUGGGGAAAAUACUUUAGAAAUCUGGUUUUAGGUUUUUGAGGAAAAAUGGUCAGAAUUGACUUAAAUAUUGAGAGGAACUUUAAAAAAAAA
Messenger RNA from Oryzias melastigma (Indian medaka), 7214 nucleotides. RefSeq names its product lysine (K)-specific demethylase 6B, b (gene kdm6bb). Gene Ontology annotation, cellular component: MLL3/4 complex. The coding region runs from base 358 to 5157 and encodes 1599 amino acids. The transcript is spliced from 22 exons. The record is from RefSeq and is a predicted model, not a curated record. Lineage: Eukaryota; Metazoa; Chordata; Actinopteri; Beloniformes; Adrianichthyidae. Gene Ontology annotation, molecular function: RNA polymerase II cis-regulatory region sequence-specific DNA binding; histone H3K27me2/H3K27me3 demethylase activity; chromatin DNA binding. Gene Ontology annotation, biological process: regulation of gene expression; heart development.